Molecule: messenger RNA, 189 nt
Organism: Microbotryum saponariae
Lineage: Eukaryota; Fungi; Basidiomycota; Microbotryomycetes; Microbotryales; Microbotryaceae
Source: the annotation of a GenBank genome assembly
AUGAUUCUGUCGAUCAAUCACCUCCACCCCAGCCUACGCCCGACGUCCACUUUAUCCCGCAGCGACGACCUCACAGUCCGGAACCUCCGGGAGCGCGUUCAGUUCGCGCACGGCGACAUCCACCCGCCGCACAGUCACCGAUUGCACUGCGUCCACUGCCGGAAGGAGCCUACCCUCGACAUGACUUAG